ACGUUCCAUACUGGAGAAAGAGGUUAUAAGUUUAGCAAAUACGGAAAAUUCCUUAGGCAUUGGUCAGCUUGCAGUCAACAUGAAAAGACUCAUACUCUGCUCAAGCAGUACAUGUGCAGCAAAUGUGGGAAAUCCUUAAGCCAGAAAUCUGGCCUCAUUCAUCCCCAGAGAUGGCACAAUGGAGAAAAGAGUUAUGUUUGCAAUGGAUGUGCAAAAUCUUUUAUCCACAGAUCCGUGUUGAUUACUCAUAGGGUUCACCCUGGAGAAAGGUUUUAUAAGUGUCGUGGCUGUGCAAAAUCUUUUUCUACUAUGUCUGCCCUUGGUUAUCAUCAGAGAUCUCACACUAGGGAAAGACCUUAUGAGUGCAGUGAAUGUGGGAAAUCUUUUACCACUUGUUCUAACCUCCGUUGUCACCAGAGAGUUCACACUGGAGAAAGGCCCUAUGAGUGCAGUGAAUGUGGCAAGUCCUUUGUCCGAAGAAAUAUCCUCAAACUACACAUAAAGAUUCACUCAGGUGAAAGGCCUUACAAGUGUAACGAAUGUGGGAAAUCUUUUAAGUGGAAGUCAGCAUUGAUUAAACACCAGAGAAUUCACACAGGAGAAAGGCCUUAUGAGUGCAGUGAAUGUGGGAAAUCUUUUAGCACUAAGUCUGUCCUCCAUGAUCACCAAAGAGUUCACACUGGAGAAAGGCCUUAUGAGUGCAAUGACUGUGAGAAAUCUUUUACCACCAAAUCGGCCCUCCAUUAUCACCAAAGAGUUCACACUAGAGAGCAGCCUUAUGUGUGCAGUGAAUGUGGCAAGUCGUUUGUCCAAAGAAGUAGCCUCAAUAUACACAUAAAGGUUCAUUCAGGUCAAAAGCCUUAUAAGUGUAAUGAAUGUGGGAAAUUUUUGAAGUGUAAGUCAACACUGAUUAAACACCGGAGAAUUCACACAGGAGAAAGGCCUUAUGAGUGCAGUGAAUGUGGGAAAUCCUUUGCCACUAGUUCUGUCCUUCAUUCUCACCAGAGAGUUCACACUGGAGAAAGGCCUUAUGAAUGUAGUGAAUGUGGGAAAUCUUUUACUGGUAUUUCAGGACUCCACUAUCACCAGAGAGUCCACACUGGAGAGAAACCUUAUGAAUGCAGUGAAUGUGGCAAGUCCUUCGUCCAGAGAAGUAGCCUCAAUGUACACAAAAAGGUCCACUCAGGUGAAAAGCCUUACAAGUGUAAUGAAUGUGGGAAAUCAUUGAAAUGUAAGUCAACAUUCGUUGAACACCAGAGAAUUCACACAGGAGACCGGCCUCAUAAGUGCCGUGAUUGUGGGAAAUCUUUUACGUCUAGGUCUACCCUUCGUUCUCACCAGAGAGUUCACACUGGAGAACGGCCUUAUGAAUGCAGUGACUGUGGGAAGUCUUUUACCACUACUUCUCACCUUCGUUCUCACAAGAGAGUUCACAAUAGUGAAAGGCCUUAUGAAUGCAGUGAAUGUGGCAAGUCCUUUUGCCGAAGGAAUAGUCUCAAUGUACACCAGAGAGUUCACACUGGAGAAAGGCCUUAUAAAUGCAGUCACUGUGGGAAAACUUUCACUUCUCGUUCCCUCCUCCGUUCUCACCAGAGAUUUCACACUGGAAAAAGGCCUUAUGAGUGCAGAGAAUGUGGCAAGUCCUUCUUCCAAAGAAGUGCCCUGAAUGUACACAUAAAGGUUCACUCACGUGAAAAGCCUUAUAAGUGUAAUGAAUGUGGGAAAUUGUUGAAGUACAAGUCGACAUUCAUAAUACACCAGAGAAUUCACACAGGAGAAAGACCUUAUGCUUGCAGUGAAUGUGAGAAAUCUUUUAUCAGUUAUGGUGCUCUCAGUUACCAUCACAGAGUUCACAUUGGAGAAAGACAUUAG
This is a messenger RNA of Neomonachus schauinslandi (Hawaiian monk seal), 1872 nucleotides long. Its product is annotated as zinc finger protein 850-like. Gene Ontology annotation, molecular function: RNA polymerase II transcription regulatory region sequence-specific DNA binding; DNA-binding transcription factor activity, RNA polymerase II-specific. The transcript is spliced from 2 exons. The record is from RefSeq and is a predicted model, not a curated record. Lineage: Eukaryota; Metazoa; Chordata; Mammalia; Carnivora; Phocidae. Gene Ontology annotation, cellular component: nucleus. Gene Ontology annotation, biological process: regulation of transcription by RNA polymerase II. The annotation marks the transcript as partial.